UCCAGUACUCUGACUGGUUUCUUAGGACUACUUUUCCCACAAUGCAUUUGUUUACUAUGCAAACGAAGCUUUGGACGCUAACGUGCAAGGUGUAUGGCUGUUGACACUCCCUAUCUUUUUUUAUUUAAAAGUUGCCUAGUGAACGUGGCACUUCAGUUUCGGAUAUAAAAGAUGGCAGAUGUAAGAGCAAAGUCAAUCCGACGAACUGGGAGUCUGCUUCGAAGUCGCUCAGAAGGGACUCUGAUCGAUCUAGAUGACAAUGUAACCAUCAACAACAAUAAUCUACAUGGGAGUUACAUGUCAAAACAUUCGAAAUGGCCUGUUUUACAACCAGAUGUCCAACCACAAGGACAAACAACAAAUCCCUUCUGGAACAAACUGUCCCAGUCAAAUCCUUUCUUAGAUGACAUUGUGUGCAGAAACCCCACUGACUCAAGUGUGUCCAUAAUGAAGGAGGAUCCAUCAGCUUUGUUUGGUAACAGUAUUGAAGAUUGUGAAAGUACGUCCUCGGAUGAACACAGUUUUGGUCAUUUUCUGGAGCCUGAGAGGAACAGCCUUAAUCGAUCCGGGCGGUGGAGAAGUGCCUCGGACAUUCUUGACAGUCUUGCAAAAAAAGAAUCCAAAAAGGAGAAGAGCUUUAACUCUCAAGGACCAUUCUUGAAACCUGAUUUUGACUGGCUUAAAAAUGAUAUGGAGGCUUACAAAAUGGCCUGGCUGAGUCACAGGCAGUUGACCAGGUCCUGUUUGAACCUCAGCCUGAUAAAACAAAGUCCUGGUUGGGCUCAAACUCAAGCCACAGACACGCAAAUUGUCUGUAAGAUUGAUCAUAAUGGAGGCUCAGUGCAGUUGCCUGACUCUAAUAUCAGUGCCCACAUUCCCCAAGGUCAUGUUGCUCCAGGGGAGAUCCAGGAAAUUGCACUCAAAGCUAGCCUUGAUCCUCCACGUGGAAUCAAUAAUAAUUAUGUAACAUCGGUGAGUCCUCUUUUGGAAAUCAGUCUCAGCAAUCCCAAUACUAUGGAAGGCAUCUCACUUGAUAUUAAAAUGGCAGCUGAUGUGAAAAAUGACCCUUUGAGCCAAGUCAUGACAACAUUUGUAGGUCUCUUGGCCCAUAGGAAAGAUGGCCCUUAUGAAAAAGUUAAGGACUGUUACAUAUAUAAGGACAUUUUACAAAUGAAGAUCCAGGAGCUAAAGCCUCACAUGUACAUCAUUGCUGCUGCAGAGGCUACAGUCAUCCAGCCACCAGCAACCUCAGUAUGGGACUAUUUAGACCGACAUUUCACAGUCGCAGUAUAUGGUCCCAAGCAUAUUCAUCCAUCUUUCAAAGUUGUGCAAGUCAUCUCUUGCUAUAAUAGUGUUCCACCCAGGCUUCCUUUCUCUGAUAUCCAAAAAGGUAACAGAAACUUGCCCCCUGUUGUGUUGCAACUGUGGGGAAAGCAUGAGUUCAAUCCACGUGGUCUAAAUGAUUUGCACUUUACAACCGGUGUGAUGGAAUCAAAGUUUGAAGUGAAAUAUGAGGAUAAGAACAAAGAAGUCAAAAUAGAGGAGCUCAGAACAGGCAGAGCGAUCCACUUGCCCUUGGAACUAUCAAGGACAGGCAAUGGAGAUAUGGGUCAAUUCACAUUAGCCGUCCAGGUGAAGGACUCAAAUGGCUUCUCUUUAGCAGACUUUCACCUUACUUCUCCUGAGGCUGCUCCUCUGAGGACAGACAAACAUGGACUCAGACAUGUGGAUCGUCACAGGGAAGUGAACCGUUCUCAAGCUAUUCCAGAAGAAUCUGUCCCGGAGUUCCCAAAGUUCCAAGAUAUGCCAGUGAAUAUUCACUGGUAUGGUGUAGCAUUGAAAUCUCUUCUUAGACAGCCAAGAGUGGAGUAUCUUCUAGAGUACUUCAAGGGUGACACAAUUGCUCUGCUUUCCAGAGAAACAGUUAAGUCUGUUGGACAGUCAAAAGUAAAAGAGUGGUAUAUUGGCUUUCUCAGGGGAAGUGUUGGUUUGGUACACUGUAAAAAUGUGAAGGUCGUAACAAAAGACCAAGUCAUUGACUUCUCUGGGGUUAGACUCUCGACACAAACCCUGCUGGACAACAUGACUUUGCCGUUUAAAAAGCUUACAUACAUGUACUCUGCCAUUCAGACCCUAGUAACAGAUCACGUAACCUGUUGGAGGACUUUUGCUGCAGCUCUGGGUUACUCAAACCUCUCAAUAGACAGUUUCUCUAGAAGGCAAGCUGAGACAGAAGCAGAGAAGGUAGCAUGUGUACUUGAGAAGCUUAAAGAAGACUGCCACACAGAAAAAACUAGAAGGAAAUUUCAACAUGAACUCAUAAUUGGGCUCUUUAAAAUGGAUGCUCAGGGCCUUGUAGCCCAUUUAAUCCAGAACACAGUUAUUCUGUCCACAGCUGUUGAGCUUGGUGUACGGUGGAGGGAACUGGCUGAGAAGAUUGGAAAACUUUCCAAUUCUCAGAUUGCUGGUUAUGAGGCACCACACAGAGGGAAAAGUGGAGAAGUCAGUGCCCAGUCAAUGUGGAAGCCUGCAUACGACUUCCUGUACUCUUGGAGUAUGCAGUAUGGUGAGGGCUAUAGGGACAUGAUUCAGGACCUCCAUCUGGCCCUAGACAAGAUGAAGAGCCCAGUGACUAAACACUGGAGACAGAUUACUGGAGCUCUCAUUACAGUAAACUGCAUGGAGAUCUUGAGGGCCUCUGCUUUCCACAAAGCAUAGUGAACACUAAGCUAAGCUAAGCAAACUGGUGGGUUUAGGAAUGUCAUGCAUUGUGUUUUUUUCUGUAUUUGUAUAGCAGUGAGCAAUAAAUGCUUUCUUUGUACAGUUUAACUGAAAAUGGCAGAAUAUGAAGGCUGUUGAACUUGGAAUAUAGUCUUUUGUUCUGUUGGACAUAUGAAGUUGCCCAUGCCAACACUAAGGUUAUUCAAGUUAUUCAUUUUUUCAUGUUACUACACUGUAUAGUUUAAUUGUAUGUUAAAUGAAAUGCCUCACAUCCAAAGUCUGAGUCCUUGUUAUGUUUGUGUAUUUCAAUCUGUUUGUGUAUUUCAACACUGAAAUAGAGAGAAUCUGGACGCUUCUUCUAUAUCAAAGUCCUGCUGCUUAAGAUGAAGCCUCAUUAAGUUCCUUCUGUUGCUGGAACAGCUGAUUGCUUUAGGAAGAGAGACUUUUUCUCUGCAUCUUAAGCUCUAAAAGUGGGGCAAGCCUUUGUGUUAUAAAAUUACAUAUGUUUUUCUAGACUUACUGUAACUAUUUUACCAGUGUACUUAAAAGAUAUAUUGUUAACUGUACAAUUUUUAAUAUUUAAUGUUGUAAUUAUUAUUGCUGAACUAGAAUAAUAAAACAGAUUUUAACUGUUUCAUGAA
Pangasianodon hypophthalmus (striped catfish) is the source of this 3362-nucleotide messenger RNA. It is a transcript of the gene macc1, whose product is annotated as MET transcriptional regulator MACC1. Lineage: Eukaryota; Metazoa; Chordata; Actinopteri; Siluriformes; Pangasiidae. The transcript is spliced from 5 exons. Gene Ontology annotation, cellular component: cytoplasm. The record is from RefSeq and is a predicted model, not a curated record. The coding region runs from base 172 to 2718 and encodes 848 amino acids.